AUGACUACGAAAAAUGUGUUUGUGUUUGUGCCCAUGGCGUGCAAAAUUUACAGUGAAGAUGUUAAAUUUGUUAGCGAGAAUUUGAAUGCAGCGAGGGCAUGCAUUUCUAACGAGAUUCUUGGGAUCAAAAGCGACCUGCUAUCUGUGUAUUUAAUGAAUCUGGUUUUGUACAAGGAGAUGAGCGAAGAAGAACGAAUUGGAAGUCCCAUUACGGAGAUGCUUUUGAAGACAAGCAUUCUUCUGGAGAAGGUGUGCCAGAUGGAAAAGAGAGCAAGGAAAGUUAGUGAAUCAAGAGACACUGUGGAAGUAGAAGUGGAAGCGAAUGUAGAAGAGGAGAAGAGAAGGGUUAUUAGCGAGGAGAUGAAACGAAACAAGUUUGUGAAAAAAAGGAAACAUGAGGAUAGGAAUCCCAAAUUGAAGUACAGAAACAAGGCAAGAAAACUUGCAGAAAAAGCUGAGGUUAGGCAUGAUGGAAAUAUAGAUGUCAAGAAGAAUGGUGGAAGUAAGCUUAAGUAA
This is a messenger RNA of Ordospora pajunii, 516 nucleotides long. RefSeq lists its product as uncharacterized. The transcript has a single exon. The record is from RefSeq and is a predicted model, not a curated record. Bases 1 to 516 code for a protein of 171 amino acids. Lineage: Eukaryota; Fungi; Microsporidia; Ordosporidae.